AACACCCUCACUAUUCAAAUUCUCAAGACUGAAGAAGCUCCUCACCCACUUCAUCAUUAGAAGCGUUACGACAUUCAAUAUUUCAAUUCAAUUCAAAUAAAAUCAUGGAUGAUUCUUCUUCUACACCACAGAAACAACAAGACCCUCUUCCCAUGUCAAUCGACUCCACCACCACCACUUCGCCCCUCCGCAGGUCCAGGACACGCCUUGCCGACCGUCUUCUCGAACCGGAGGAUUCGCCGGAACCCGCCGUGCCGCGGAGGAGGGCCAAGGCGGGAAGAGGGGCACAGGCGACCGUCGCGGCGGCACUGCCAUCUCCCAGAAAGUCUCGGAAGCCGAGGAGGCGCUCCGAGCCUGACGUUCGGGACGAGAAGGACGCUAUGGCGGAAGAGGUUGGAAAACCUAGAAAGCGAAGGAACACAGUGCGGUCCAAGAAGGAAAAAUCAAACCCGGUGCUCCCACCACCUUCAAUCCCAUUUCCUCCAACUGAAGAAGGAGAAGAAGAAGAAGAAGAGGAAGAAGAAGAGAAUGGAGGUGAUUUGCAGCGUGUUCAGCAGGUGGUCAGUGAUUUGAUCAUGUGGAAAGAUGUGGCAAAAUCAACCCUUUGGUUUGGUAUUGGGUCUCUCUGCCUCUUAUCUUCUUGCUUUUCCAAAGGACUCAACUUUAGCAUUUUCUCGGCAAUGUCACAAUUGGCUAUUGUUUUUCUUGGUGUCUCCUUUGUCCUAAACACAAUUUGCCAAAGGAACCAGGUUGAGAAAAAGCGCGAGUUCAAGCUGAAAGAAGAUGACAUUUUGCACCUUGCAAAAUUGAUUCUGCCUACUUUGAAUCUCACAAUUUCAGUUACAAGACAGCUGUUUUCAGGAGAACCAUCCAUGACCCUCAAAGUAGCUCCUUUCCUUUUACUAGGUGCGGAAUAUGGACACUUUAUUACAAUCUGGAGGCUGUGUGCCAUUGGGUUUUUAAUCAGCUUCACUGCUCCAAAGCUUUAUUCUUGCUACACUGAAAAGAUAAACCAAAGAGCUGAUCGCUUUACCUUAUGGUUGUUGGACAUAUGGUGUACUUGUACUCACAAGAAGAAACUAGUAGUAUCAGCACUUAUGGCUUUCUGGAAUCUUUCUUCGAUAAAAACUCGAAUCUACACGGGUAAGUCCCCUACCAGGACCUAAGUGAUCAGAUUGCUAUUUGUUUCAAGAACAACACUUUGCUGCAAAUAAUAGCUCUUGUUUAAGAAAUUUUAACAUGAGAUGAGAAUAGGUACAUUCAAUUUUAUUUUUCACUUAAAAGGGAGGACAAGUGAUAUAACUUAUAACUUAUAAGAGGCCAUAUUAUAAGAAAUCACCCUUGACCUUGUUAUCAAGUGACAAAGUGAAUUGAGAGUAUCCGAAGGACUUCCUUUUGUGCACCGGCCAG
Arachis ipaensis is the source of this 1410-nucleotide messenger RNA. Lineage: Eukaryota; Viridiplantae; Streptophyta; Magnoliopsida; Fabales; Fabaceae. The record is from RefSeq and is a predicted model, not a curated record.